AUGACUGCCACAAAUGGAGGCCGGUCAAAACUGCCCGUCUUGUUCUUCGACAUUGACAACUGCCUCUAUGCGCGAAGCACCAAGGUACAGGAACUCAUGUCUGAUCUCAUUGACAAGUACUUUGCCCAGCAUCUCAACCUCCCCGACGAGGAGGCGGUGCGGCUGCACAGCGAGUACUACACAAACUACGGUCUGGCCAUCGAGGGUCUUGUGCGCCACCACGAGAUCGAUCCCAUGGAAUACAACGCCAAGGUCGACGACGCUCUUCCGCUCGAGACCGUCAUCAAGCCGAACGCAGAGCUGCGCCAGCUGCUCCAGGACAUUGACAGGAGCAAGGUCAGACUCUGGCUCUUCACCAAUGCUUACAAGACGCACGGCGAGAGAGUCGUCAAGCUGCUCGGUAUCGACGACCAGUUUGAGGGAUUGACGUACUGCGAUUAUUCUGCGGUGCCGUUUGUCUGCAAGCCCAAUCCCGAUAGCUACAGGAGAAGCAUGCGUCAAGCCGGCGUCCAGAACCCUGCCGACUGCUAUUUCGUCGACGAUUCGUACAACAAUUGUAAGAGCGCCAAGGCCUUUGGGUGGACGGCCGCUCACUUGGUCGAGGAGGGCAUCAAGGAGCCGGCGACACAAGCAUCACAGUUCCAGAUUAAGCACCUGAGGGAACUCCGCGACAUUUACCCCCAAUUUUUCAAGUCGAAGUAA
This is a messenger RNA of Cordyceps fumosorosea ARSEF 2679, 702 nucleotides long. Its product is annotated as pyrimidine 5'-nucleotidase. Gene Ontology annotation, molecular function: nucleotidase activity. The record is from RefSeq and is a predicted model, not a curated record. Bases 1 to 702 code for a protein of 233 amino acids. Lineage: Eukaryota; Fungi; Ascomycota; Sordariomycetes; Hypocreales; Cordycipitaceae. Gene Ontology annotation, biological process: nucleotide catabolic process; pyrimidine nucleobase metabolic process. The transcript is spliced from 4 exons.